Entelurus aequoreus (snake pipefish) is the source of this 2035-nucleotide messenger RNA. RefSeq names its product steroid 21-hydroxylase (gene cyp21a2). Gene Ontology annotation, molecular function: steroid 17-alpha-monooxygenase activity; heme binding; iron ion binding. Gene Ontology annotation, biological process: hormone biosynthetic process; progesterone metabolic process. The transcript has 12 exons. Lineage: Eukaryota; Metazoa; Chordata; Actinopteri; Syngnathiformes; Syngnathidae. The record is from RefSeq and is a predicted model, not a curated record. The coding region runs from base 46 to 1590 and encodes 514 amino acids.
CACGAUGAGCAGCUUCCUAAAGACGAGCAGAGUGGAAGAAACAAGAUGCCGAUAGAGGUGACGGCGUUUAGUGUUGGAGCUGCACUUCUCUUGCUGAUGCUCACACUCACGCUCAUUUUCUACAAGUCUGCUGCCAGAGACAAUGGAAAAACACCAGCUGCCUCUCACAUUUGGCAGACCCUGCGUCGGAUUCUUCGACCUUCUUCUUCUUCACUUUGCUCCAUCCCAAGUCCUCCAAGCCACUUUCUAAUUGGCAACAUGAUGGAGUUGACCCACGACCAUCUGCCCAUUCACCUCACCCGUCUGGCAGAGCGUUACGGGGACAUCUACCAGCUUAAGUGCGGCAACACUCGCAUGGUGGUUCUAAAUAGCAGUAAGGUCAUAAGGGAAGCACUGGUCAAGAAAUGGUCCGACUUUGCAGGAAGGCCCAUUUCAUUCACAGGGGAUAUCGUCUCUGGUGGCGGGCGCUCCAUCUCUCUGGGGGACUACAAUGACGAGUGGAGGGCCCAUCGACGUCUGGUGCACGGCGCUUUGCUGCGAUGUUGCCAGCACUCUUUGCAUGAAGUGAUUGAGAAGCAGGCAGCACACCUCUGCAAGGUUCUGAUGGACUACCAAGGCAGUGCUGUUGAUCUGUCUGAGGACUUCACAGUGGCAGCCAGUAAUGUGAUCACCACUCUGACUUUUGGGAAAGAAUACGACAAAAGUUCUCCGGAGCUGCAAGAGUUACACAAGUGUCUGAAUGAGAUCGUCGCUCUGUGGGGAUCUGCUUGGAUAUCAGCCCUGGACUCAUUCCCUUUGCUUCGAAUAUUCCCCAACCCUGUUUUCUCUCGUCUCAUGAAAGAGGUGACCAAGCGAGAUGACAUCAUAAGAAAACACCUCAACCACUACAAGGCCCAAGAGCAGAAACCAGAAGACACCAUCACAGGCUACUUCCUGCAGGGCCUCGACAGCGAACAUGGCGAGCUCCUGACAGACACUCAUGUCCACAUGGCCACCGUGGACCUUCUCAUUGGGGGGACAGAGACCACGGCUGCCUGGCUCAACUGGACCAUCGCUUUCCUCUUGCACCGUCCAGAGGUCCAGACUCAGGUCUAUGAGGAGCUGUGCAGCGCACCAGAGGGUCACUACCCAAAAUACAGCGAGAGGCACAAUCUUCCCGUCCUGUGUGCCCUCAUCAACGAGGUGCUCCGACUCAGGCCUGUUGCUCCUCUGGCGGUACCUCACAGAACAAUCCGAGAUAGCAGCAUUGCAGGUUACUUUAUUCCCAAGAACACGAUGAUUAUUCCUAAUCUUUUCGGAGCUCACCACGAUCCUGCAGUUUGGAGAGAGCCUCACAGCUUCAAACCAGAGCGCUUUCUGGAGGGAGGAGGAUCUUCACCCAAAAACCUGAUCCCCUUCGGGACUGGCGCUCGUCUGUGCUUGGGCGAGGCAGUUGCCAAAACGGAGUUGUUUCUCCUCACGGCGUAUUUGCUCCGAGAUUUCUACUUUGUCCUUCCUGACGGAGAAACAUGUCUACCAGACGUGAGGGGCGUGGCUAGUGUGGUGCUCAAGAUCAAGCCUUACACAGUUAUUGCACGACCACGACAAUAAUCAUGUUUAAAAACAUGCAAUUACAUAUUCCGCACUUCUUUGUCCUAAAUGUGGAAUAUUUCAUACCCGCUUUUACAAACAAAAUAUACAACUUUAAUGCACACAUUUUUCUAAUUAAAUGGGAUUUUCAUCCUGAGAAUGAUUUUUUUCUGAUUUCUUUAUCAUGAGAAACAGUGACACCGCGUGGAGAGAGGACAACAUUACACAAUGAUUGGAAAUAUUUCUGUCUACAGUUCUAGUCGCUCAUAUGAAGGAAUUACAGGUCAUAAUUAGAAAGGGGAAAAGGUAAAAAUGUAAAGUCCUGGUGAAAAAAGCUUGUAAUAUGGGGGGAGAGGGGAGAAUCACAAUAUUUAGAGAAAAAAGUAGCAAAAUGUAGAACAAAUUACUUUUUUUAAUUGAUAAAACUACUAAAAAAAAGUUGCAAUAUGAAGACAAAUGUCAAAUU